GACGCUUUCAAAAUGUCGAUAAAGUGAGUCCCCAUCUCCCUCCUUCCACCCUAUCUCUAUGCCUGCUCUAUCUUCGCGAUCCCAAACCCCUCUCUCCCUGCCCCUUCCCUUCCUCUUCCAUACCUCCUCGUCUCCGACUAGUCAGGACAUAUCUCCUCGUCUUGGUCACAGCGAAGCAUACCGCCCACCCCCUUGUCUUCGCCUGUCUGCCCACCCCCAUGGACCUCUACCAGGGUACCCUCCAGCAUCAGAGCAUCACGGCCCAGAGCCAGCCUCGGGACCCUUGUCUUUAUAGCCAUGACAUUAACCACAAACGCAGUUGGGUCAUGCUCAGCCAGAAGGGCGAGAUACAGCCCCUGGAAGACGAGCAGAUACUCUUGAAGACGCCUGGCUAUGUGAGCCUCGAACUAUCCGUUCCCAAGGCGUUGCGAACCUCCAACCCAAACUUCAGCGUGAAAUGUGAUUCGGGAAUCGCAUAUGUCACCAACAGAAGGAUCAUAUAUCUUGCUGAGCAGCCCACAGAGGCUUUUCAGUCCUUCUCGGCCUUCAUACUCGACACCUAUGACCCCCAGCCACGAGCAGGUGGGCUGCUUGGGUUCGGAGCCUGGCGAUGGAGAGCCGAGGCCAAACCUAGAGCCGGUGGUGGCAUCCCCGGCGAUGUACCUCGUAUCGAGAUACUGCUGAUCUUCAACCACGGGGGAGUAGAGGGUUUCCACUCAAAGUACAGCCUCAUGCAUGAGCGCCUCUCACAUGCCCGAGACGUUGCAAGGGAGACGGGAACGCGCAUCACCGUCCAUGACGACGACCUGCCCCCGUACUCCGCCACGGGGGCCGGCAGUCCGCCUCAACCGCCGUCAGCCGAGCAGCCGGCCCAGACGAGUUCUGCUUCAGCCGAGAAUCCGGCCCAGCCUCAGACUCAGCAGCCCCAGGCGACACCGAACGAGCCACCCCCAGACUAUGAUGAAGCGCAGGCCCAGGCUGUAGAACAGCAAUUCGAGGAGAGGGACCGCCAAGACGCCGAGAGGGCUCAGUAGAAAUGGUGCGCCGUGUGCGCUACGUUAGACCCGCAGAACUCUCACCCAGCCCUAUCCCGUUCUCCGGUCGGCCGGAAUCACAAAAGGGACAUACAUCACGAUCGUUGAUACCCACGUCAUUUGUUCACACGCACAAUACAGGCACUUUUGUCUCUGUUGAUGAGGAGCUUGGAGUUCAGGAGCGGGACGAGUCAUACCUGAAUUUUGGUCCACGAAUGUUCACGAAUAGAAUCUCACAAAUAGCUCAUGCUUUCGCUUUCCUCAGUAUAUAUACUAUUCUUACUUCUG
Molecule: messenger RNA, 1322 nt
Organism: Diaporthe batatas
Lineage: Eukaryota; Fungi; Ascomycota; Sordariomycetes; Diaporthales; Diaporthaceae
Exons: 2
Coding region: 219-1034 (271 amino acids)
Biological process (GO): positive regulation of DNA-templated transcription
Cellular component (GO): nucleus
Molecular function (GO): transcription coactivator activity; chromatin DNA binding
Source: RefSeq, a predicted model, not a curated record